AUGGUUGACGACCGUCCUUCCAUUGGUCAAGACCAAAAGUUGAUGACAUCUCAUUCCAUCAUGGGCGACGAUCGAGUUCUUACGAAACUUGAGCUUGAGAGCUCCUGUUUUCAGACACCACCAACCGUUGUAUCUGACCUCGGCCAAAUUUCCCCAUUUGAGUUCAACGGUCGCCUCCGUUAUGAUCUGACCCCUCCAAGCGAGACCUCCGAGUUCGAUCAAGAUGUGGCGUCAGUCACGCAGCUCUUCAGCGAGACCUCAGAACCGGUUGUUGCUAUUAUUGGUGUUGGCUACGUUGGCCAACACUUGGCUCAGGUCUUUUCAAGAGCUUACAAUGUUCUCGGAUAUGAUAUCUCCAAGUCGCGAACGGAUCAUCUAACGGAAAUCUUUGACGGCAACAACAGAGCAAAGUUCACAUCCUCUCCAGCCGCGCUUGGGCAGGCAACACACUUUCUGAUAUCUGUACCGACGCUACUCCUUCCAGACAAGACCAUCGACUCAUCGUUUCUUCGCAAUGCCCUGAGCACAGUCGCCCGGUUCGCACGACCAGGCUCUACGAUUGUAAUUGAGAGCUCGGUUGCCGUUGGGAUGACUCGAGAAUUUGUCGGUCCGCUAGCCAGGAAGAAGGGUUUCUUUGCCGGGAUGUCACCGGAAAGAGUCGAUCCAGGCCGAACAGAACCUCCUGCACAUGCUAUUCCCAAGAUUAUUUCCGGGCUGGACGAUGUCGUCCCUGGUUCGCUAUCGGCGAUACACAAAUUGUACUCCCGGGUGUUUGACCAGGUGACUCCUGUGUCGACACCAGAAGUAGCUGAGAUGACGAAGCUAUAUGAAAACUGUCAGCGGAUGGUUUGUAUAGCAUAUGCUAAUGAGAUGGCUGAUGCGUGCAUCUCUCACGGCAUCGACCCUUUUGAAGUUUGCAAAGCUGCUUCGACCAAGCCUUUCGGCUACAUGCCGUUUUCGCCUGGACUUGGAGUCGGCGGUCAUUGCAUUCCUGUCAAUCCUUACUAUUUGCUAUCCAAUAACAGAUUUCCGAUUUUGGAAGCAGCCUCCGAUAGAAUGGCGUCCCGUCCUGGUGAAAUUGCGAGGAGAGUGGUCGCGAAGCUGUGUAAAAGAGUGCCGUACUACCGACCACAUGUUUUGGUAGUUGGCAUGGGCUUCAAAAUCGGGCAAGCGCAUUUGACAAAUUCUCCUGGGCUGGGUUUAGCAAAGGGAUUGGUUCUCACCCAAAUGGUUGAUGUCAGUUGGGCGGACCCCCUUGUAUCUCAAGAGUCUAUCCCUCAAAUACCCAGAUUCGAUGAGGUAGAAUGGUCUUUGGAAGCGUUGGAUUCGCGUUUUGAUUUGAUCAUAGUUGCGUUCAGACAGAGUUGUUUGGACUUUCCCCUACUGGAACAGCUGCGGAUUGCUGAGGUUGAGAUGUGGUGUCCAUGA
Pochonia chlamydosporia 170 is the source of this 1428-nucleotide messenger RNA. Its product is annotated as polysaccharide biosynthesis protein vipA/tviB. NCBI's taxonomy places the organism in Eukaryota, Fungi, Ascomycota, Sordariomycetes, Hypocreales, Clavicipitaceae. The transcript has a single exon. The record is from RefSeq and is a predicted model, not a curated record. Gene Ontology annotation, molecular function: NAD binding; oxidoreductase activity, acting on the CH-CH group of donors, NAD or NADP as acceptor; oxidoreductase activity, acting on the CH-OH group of donors, NAD or NADP as acceptor. The coding region runs from base 1 to 1428 and encodes 475 amino acids. Gene Ontology annotation, biological process: polysaccharide biosynthetic process.